Messenger RNA from Girardinichthys multiradiatus, 3163 nucleotides. RefSeq names its product angiopoietin-like 5 (gene angptl5). The transcript has 8 exons. The record is from RefSeq and is a predicted model, not a curated record. NCBI's taxonomy places the organism in Eukaryota, Metazoa, Chordata, Actinopteri, Cyprinodontiformes, Goodeidae. Bases 286 to 1440 code for a protein of 384 amino acids.
CAGCUCUUUCUGGGAAACAAAAUCAGACUUUUAUCAACAACCUUUUCUAGCAGGGAUGACGUAAUGGGAGUUUACAAGAAAGUGGGAGUAAUCGCUAUCAUUCACUCCCACUGUCACAUGACGUGCGAGAAAAAGCGAGGAGAAAGUGAAAAGGGGUUGUGGAGUACAAACAGUAGAUGUGGAUAGUCUGUGGAAAAAAAUAGGAAUAAAUGAAGAAGCUUCUGCUGGUGGAACAAGCUUCGCUGCUUCACUUCGAGAGGAAGUAGUCACAGUUGGACUGAAAUUAUGUGGGCAACAACUGUCCUCCUGCUGCUCUUGCUUCAGCCAGUUUUCUACACAACUGAAGGUAUCAUUGGCCAUUUAAACCAAUCAGAAAGUGUCAGGGAGGAAUUAUCUGAUGCUUCCGUCAAAGGCCAGAAAGCUUUCAGGCAGGCCAAAGGUCAGGAUGCUUGCUCCAUCCCAUGUGACAUCACCGUCAAGCUCCUCCGGGAUGAGAAACACUCAAUCUGUGGCCAGUUACAACAGUCUCUUCUGGCGUUUGGUCGUAGCACCCGCAAGCUGAUCAGGGAUAUGAUGGAGGAGCAGCAGAGAGCUCUGGACGUUGUAAGCAGUCAGGUUAUGGAACUGAUGAGCAAAGUGCAGUUGCUCAGCUCCGAGGUCCAGAGAAGCAACACUGAGAUGUACUCAAUAAAACCUGUGCAAUCCCACGGACGAGACUGCAGCGACAUUAAGGACAGCUUGAUGUCAGUUGUCCCAAAGAUCCCCAGCGGUAUUUAUAUAAUCCAUCCAGAGGAAACAGAUUCUUCUUUCGAGGUGUUCUGUGAAAUGGACUACAUGGAAGGUGGGUGGACAGUGAUGCAGAGGAGGUCUGAUGGAUUAAAUGACUUCAAACGGUCGUGGGCUGAUUACGUUGAUGGCUUCGGAAACCUUGCAGGGGAACACUGGUUGGGUCUAAAGAAGGUUUUUCACAUUGUCAACCAGAAAGAUGCCCGCUUUCAACUUCACAUAGCUCUAGUGUCCAACAACGAUAUCACGUCUUAUGCAUCAUAUGAUGACUUCCGCCUUGAUAAUGAAAACCAGUUCUUCAGAAUCCACCUGGGCAGAUAUGCAGGCAGUGCUGGUGAUGCUUUUCGUGGCUAUGAUCAGGAGCAGAACCAGGACACGGCUCCAUUUAGCGCCUCAGAUGUGGACAAUGAUGGGUGCAACCCUUCAUGCAGCUUUGCCAACAGGACGGUGGAGAGCUGUAGCAUUCUGCACAACCACACAGGGUGGUGGUUCAACCAGUGCGGGCUGGCGAACCUCAACGGUUCCCCCGAAGAUGGGGACCAGAACCAAGGCGGGAGAACUCACAUCCUUUGGGACACCUGGAGGCAGAGUGGAGUCCCAUACACCAUCAAAUCUGUUACAAUGAAGAUCAGAAGACUUGCAACCAAUAACUGAAACUUAAUGAAGAGGAAGAAAGCAAUAAAUAUUAAAUAAUUGGUCACAAAACACAUUACAGCUCAUACUUGAACUUCAAGAGUACUGUCCAGGACCUCUUCCAGAACUUUACAGGUACUAUCUGGAACUUAACAGGUACUUUCUAAAACUUUUAUUGAAUUUGGUAGGUACUUUUCAGAACUUUUUAUCAAACUUUCUUGAAACGUCUGAGUUACAGAACUUUUAGGGAACUACUAGGUACUUUCAGAACUUUUUAUGAAGCUUUUCAGGUCAGUGCUAUUAAAGUUCCAUGAAAGUACCUGGUAAAUUCCAGAAAGGUCCUUUUAAAGUUCUGUAAAAUACCAAGUAAGCUUCCCAAAGUAAGUUCCAGAAAAGUUUACUGAAGGUUCCCUCAAAGUUCAGGAAAAGUAAUGACUGUACUGUUUAGUGAUAUAACAUUUUUAUUGUAUUUCAUUUUAACAACUAUUUUCCAAACUAUUGUUAUAGGCAAUUUUGUUUUGUCUCAAGAGGAUACAAUAAUGUAUUAAACUCCACUACAAAUGUCAAAAACAAUUGAUCACAGUUUCUCUGAAGUCAGAAAUCCCCUGUAGGCACAAAAAUGUUAAGAUCUCUGAUAAAUUGUUGUAGUACUUUUUAAUGUAAUUUUUACUUUACCUGUUGUUAUUUUGUAAAAUUGAUUCUGAAUGUUAAGAACUUCGGUUAAGAACUUCUGCAAUAGCCAACACUAAUUUUCCUGUCACUAUUUACCUUUUCAUCAAGAGGAAAUGAAAGGUCAAGCCAAACCAAAGGUAGCUCUUUAUAGUUGUUUUUUAAUAAUAUGAUUUUAAUAUGAAGCACAGUGCAGGUUAUUGUGUGAUUCUACAUUUAUUUACCCUCGGGUUUUGUUGCAAGAUUAAUGGUAAAUACAUUAUAAAUCAUUUUGAUACAGUGGAUGUGGAUAUAUCUGCUGACAUUUGUUGUUUGUUGUCAGUUGAUGAGGAAGAACAUCCAGAGUUCUUACCGAAAUACAGACAUAUUAAAAUAUGACUCAAUGUUUAAAGUCACUUAACUGGCUCCUGGUUCAGAUCAAAUUUACCUGAAAAAUCUUGAAACGGUCCAGAUAUUACUUUGGCAUCCCAUUCAAUCUUUGACUUUCUCUUUUAAGUGAUCCAAGAAUCGGAUCCAAGAAUAUGGAGAACACUUUUAAUUACAGGGCUCUCACUAUUUGCUGACUUCAUUGCAAUUAUUACAAAAUAAAAUUAAUACAGUCAUUAUUCUUUCUGAUCUCCCCAAUAAAUCCUUUGACAAGCUGCUGAUAGUCCAGAACUCAGCUACCCGGGUCAUCACCCAAACCCCCUCCCCUCCUAGAAUCACAUCUCUCCAGUCCUGAAGCAACUUCACUGACUCCCGAUCAAAUCUCGUAUUAUUUUUCAAAAUUCUUCUUCUCACUUUCAGGGCCAUCCACAAUCUCUCCCCUCCAUAUCUGUCUGACCUUCUACAUCUAUCCAUCCCCUCCCUCUCCCAUCUUUCUUAACUCUACUCACAUGUAUUUUCCAUUUUUGAUCUUUGAUUGGAUUUUACUUUUUUAUUGUUUGAUUUUAUUGACUGUUGGCCUAUUUUUGUGUAGUGACCUUUAGUGUCCUGAAAGGCGCUUAUAAAUAAAAUGCAUUCUUCUUAUUAUUAUUAAUAUUGUUUACAACUAAGUCUAAUUUUUUUAAUGGUGUAUUAAAAGCCAGAGCUUAAA